Molecule: messenger RNA, 2492 nt
Organism: Neurospora crassa OR74A
Lineage: Eukaryota; Fungi; Ascomycota; Sordariomycetes; Sordariales; Sordariaceae
Product: C2H2 finger domain-containing protein
Exons: 2
Coding region: 375-2144 (589 amino acids)
Biological process (GO): ribosomal large subunit biogenesis
Cellular component (GO): preribosome, large subunit precursor
Molecular function (GO): zinc ion binding; nucleic acid binding
Source: RefSeq, a predicted model, not a curated record
CGCACCUUACCCAUUGCGCCGGGUUAUCAGUGCAGUAACAGCGACCAAAGUGUCCACCCGCCAUUGGAAAAUUUAGAUAAACCACCACCGAUUCUGGUCUCUUGUCAACAUCAUCACCGGACACCAGUCACCACCUCACUCGCCAGCAGACGAGUGAUCCAGUGGCAAAAGAGAAGCAGCAGGAACUCCCCCCGGCUUUCUCAUCCUUCGGGCCAACCCAUCACGGCCCAAGCUUUACCCUACGAACCAGGCGCAUAUUGCCUGAUUAUUAAUAAGAGAGAGGAACUUCUACAAAACCGAUUCUCUUUUUUUUUCGAUCCUCACGAGAUCUUUCUUUGUCGCAAACACCAUCAUCUCCAAGCAACACCACCAAAAUGGCUACUAUUUCCGCCAGCAGGACGGUCCCCAUGGCCGCCGAUGUCUCGAGGAUGGACCAGGGAACCACUCAUCCGUUUACGUGCAACACUUGUCAAGUCGCAUUCCGCAACAUCGACUUGCAAAAGGGUCACAUGCGCAGUGACUGGCAUCGUUAUAACCUCAAGCGCCGCGUCGCAUCCCUCCCGCCCAUUUCCUCCGAGGUCUUCACCGAAAAGGUUCUCCAGUCCCGCGCCGAGGUUACCGCGCAAACAGACAAGGCCAGCUUCGAGAUGACCUGCGAAGCUUGCUCCAAGACCUACUACAGCGAGAACUCGUACAAGAACCACAUCAGCAGCAAGAACCACAAGAUGAGGGCCGCUGCUUUGGCCUCGAGGGGCCCUGCCGCCAUUGGGCGCACAAAGGCCGACGACGAGGUUAGCUCGGUUAUGAGCUCGACUUUCUCUCUGGGCGAGCCCGCUUCAGAGGCCAAGUCCGAGGUCGAUUCUGAUGCCGAGGAGGAGUUCAACGAGGUUGUCGAGGGUAUCAAGCAGGCCAAGAUCGAGGAGACUGCCUCGCCCGUUGACCGUCCCGCCAACCCCCAUCUCUCUGCCGCCGACCAGCAUAAGGAGGACCACCCCGUGGAAGACGCUGCUGCUAGCGAAGAGCCCGAGACUUCCGGAACCGCCACCCCUACCCAGCCCGAAGCUGAUGCCACCGUCCUCAAGCAGUGCUUGUUCUGCAACUACGAGUCCCCCACUCCCGCUCUCAACGCCACCCACAUGGAGAGGAUACACGGCAUGUUUAUCCCCGAGAAGCAGUACCUCGUUGAUUUGGAGGGUCUUCUCGGUUCGCUCAGGAGACGUGUGUUUGAGCUGAACGAGUGUCUGAUGUGCGGCAAGAUGCGUUCCAACACUUUUGCCGUGCAAACGCACAUGCGUGACAAGGGCCAUUGCCAGAUUCCUUACACCACCGAGGAGGAGCAGCUUGAGAUUGGUGAAUUCUAUGACUUCCGCAGCACGUACUCAGACGGCGACGAUUGGGAUACCGAGGAUGAGGAAGAGGAAGAGGAAGGAACUGGCGGCGCCAAGCUGGGCGGCAAGCGCGAAGCCAAGGUCGAGGUUGUCGAAGGCGAAGAAGGCGACGGUGAAGGCGGCGACGAAGAGGGCUGGGAGACCGACAGUUCGGCCUCGUCUCUCGACUCGGACGACCUCCACGCCGUGCCCGGUGAGGGCCACUAUCACCAGUACGAGCGUCUGGCCAGCCACCGUCACCACUCGCGCGACGACCCGCGUCCCCACCGCCAGGCGGACGGCUUCCAUGCUCACAGCAGGAAGGGCGUCAACGCCGUCUACUACGACGAAUACGAGCUUCACCUGCCAUCCGGCCGCUCCGUCGGCCACCGCUCGCUCAACCGCUACUUCCGCCAGAACCUGCACAACUAUCCCACGCCCGAGGAGCGCCAGCAGCAGCUCCUUCUCGAAGCUGCCGGUGGUGAAGAUGGCGAAGAUGCAGAGAUGCAGUACGACAGCGACGGCGAGCCGAGAUUCAGGAGAAACAUGGAGGUUCAGCUCAGAGACCGCAAGGCGCACGGCAGGCACGUCAUCACGCGUGAGACAAGAGGUCUUAUCGGCGCCAACGGUAUCAGAGAUGUGGAGAGCAAAGAGGUGCGGAAGGUGGUGGAGAAGGGUCGCCAGAGGGAGGUGGACUCGUAUAAGCGCGCUGAGGUGGUGGGCAUGAAGAAGCACUUCAAGGAGAGACACAGGAAUCCUGUUUCUUACCUCAGGUGAGCGGUCAUUGCUUGUUGCAACCCGUUUGUGUCCUGGGGUUUGGCUUGGGUUUCUUUCCUGUAUGUUUCUGGUAAAAUUUUUGCAUGAGUUUUCUUUAUAUUAUCGAUACCAUUUUAUGCAUCGUCGUCGUCGCUUCUACUACUUUGCAACGGUUCAGGAUGAUGGUGAUAGUGACAGAGGUGAUUUCUGGGAGUGCGCGGACAUGGUCUUGUGAUGCAUAAUAGACAUGUAGACGCAGAAGCGCAAGAAAUGGUUCAUGGGUUUUCGUUUCAAUGAAUCACGGAAUAGACUUCUGCCAUACCCUGACGAAGUAGUUGUCAAAUUAAAUCUAAUAUGGACUGUCCAAUA